Molecule: messenger RNA, 3166 nt
Organism: Pogona vitticeps (central bearded dragon)
Lineage: Eukaryota; Metazoa; Chordata; Lepidosauria; Squamata; Agamidae
Gene: PCNP
Product: PEST proteolytic signal containing nuclear protein
Biological process (GO): proteasome-mediated ubiquitin-dependent protein catabolic process; protein ubiquitination
Cellular component (GO): nucleus
Source: RefSeq, a predicted model, not a curated record
AAAGACGUAUCGCGGUGAGGGGGGAGGAGGAGGAGGUGGCGGGGGAAAAUGGCGGACGGCAAAGGAGGCGAUGUGAAGCUGAAGCGACCGCGUUUUGACGAAGGACCUGAAGAAGAGGCAGAAAAACCUGUGAAAACUAAGACUGUUUCUUCCAGUAAUGGAGGGGAAAGCUCGAGUCGCAGCGCGGAGAAGCGGGUGGCUGAGGAAGAGGCCGAAGACUUCUCAACAAAGCCUGCUCCUGCCAAAAUGUCCAAGAUUGGGUUUGCGAUUGGCACACAAAUUGCAAAGAAACCACCUGCAAUAUCCAUCAAACUUGGAGCAAAUAAACCUAAAGAACCUACUCCAGCUCCAAAAACACUUUCUGUAGCAGCAAUCUUCAAUGAAGAUGAAGAUAGUGAACCUGAAGAGAUGCCUCCAGAAGCUAAAAUGCGUAUGAAGAACAUCGGAAGGGAUACUCCAACUUCAGCAGGACCAAAUUCUUUCAACAAAGGAAAGCAUGGAUUUUCUGACAACCAGAAGCUAUGGGAACGGAAUAUGAAAUCCCAUCUUGGAAAUGUCCGUGAACAAGAUGAUUAGUUGUGAUCUGAUGGCUGGGGAAUGGGGAGGCCAUGAUAUUAAAGGAACAGUUUCCUUUUCUUUUUUUUUAAAGAGUGGUCUAAGGCUAUUUUGGGUGCCACUUUUAAAAGUUUCUAGUGGUGCACAAAAAUGAGUUUAAAAGUAGAGGUAAUUUAUGUUUUGUAUACAAAUUUCAAAGCAUUUGCUAAUUUUGUAGCUUCGUGCAAUUAAUUUCACAAGGUUAUGGAAAAUAAAGUAAUUGGAAGUGGUAACAUUUUAAAGAAUGUUCUUUUUACAACUCUUGUAUGAAGACAGCGACAAUUAAAGUUAAAUGCUGCUACACUCAACUUCCAGUUCCUCCUCUGUAACAAGUCAGCUGCUUGUUUCCUUAAAGCUCCUUUUACAGAGUAAAAACACCACACUGGAAGUUGGAUUUAAUCAGCAUAAAACCUGUGAACUAGACUACUGCAAAAACAAUUCAGUACUUUUAACCAUCAUAAACUAAGACUUCUGGCUGUGGUAGCUUAGUUCUGUAUUCCUGUUUUCAAAUUCUGUGUAAUUUCUCCGUAGCCUGUUUCACUCCUAGAAACAGGGUUUGCGUAUUUAUCAAUAUUAGAACAGAACAAAAAUUCAUAACAGGUAAAUCAAUAUUUUUGGUGUUUUUGUAAUCAUGAGUCUUGACCAAUGCUUGUUACUGUAUUUUUGUUGCUUUUAGUGAGAUUUAGGCAAUAGUACACAGGCAUUGCCAAAAGAGAUGAUUCUUUUUCAUGAUUUAGUUUGGUUGCAAUAUAUUCCAUAACCUCAUAAAAUGAUCAGAAGCCACAAACAAAUAAACCAAUGGUAGCUUAUUGAGGUGCAGAAAUUUAGAAAUGUGCUUCCAUAAUUUCCUAGUUUUAGAUUCUUGAAGAGCCUUUUCCUUAUAUUUUUAAUUAAGGACACUAUGGCUGAAAUCCUGUCCACACAGCACUUCCCCAUGUAAGACUGAUUUUUUUUCCUCCAGUAAAACCAUUUCUUACUCCCAUGCCCUGAAGGUCCCAAGGUUCCCAUGGAAUCCCUUUGGGAUCUCAUUAGGGAUUGGUGCAAAUAAGGAACUUUAAUUUCAAAAACUUACCCGCAGUAAAGUCAUCCUGGUUUGUGGGUGGUGAAAUUAGAGACUCCCACGUGGCUUUCUGAUGAUCAAAUGGAUUCUGUAGGAGCCUUGGGACCUCAGGGUAGGGUGUUAGAUAUGUUUUGUUUCUGAAAACCUGCUGCAGCUGAUGACAUCAUUAACCUUACAUGGCAUAGCUGCAUGAAUAGGAUUCCAGCUGUUCAGAUAUAAAAUGAUUAUUAAACCUAUAUUAGUAUUGCUAUUAAAUAGUAUUUGAUGGAACAUGAAUAAUUUCACAUUUUUAUUCCUGUCUGUUCUACACUUAGCAUUACUUACACAAGUUUGAUGGGGAAUUACUUUUAGCAGUAAAACUUUUAUAGCAGAGAAAGUCAAUUCUGUUAGCCCGAAUCUAUCUAGAAUCUUAUAAAUAUUGCUAUUUCCCAAUAUUUACCAUUGAUAUUUAUUACUUGAUAUUUCUUCAGCAUGUUUUAUCUUGUUGGGAUUAGGUAGCAUCAGCAGCCCCUUUUGCUAGGUCUAGUGGAGUUAGAUAAACACAUCAGAAAUAGUAUAUUUGUUCAAAUUGCCUAAGUAUUUGAUAAAACUGGAAUUUGUAGGUCUAUUGUGGAGCCUGGGGGAAUAUUGUAAACAUGAUUCAGAUCACCUAACGUCUUUGAGUAAACCUUAUGCUAAAGCUGAAGGUGGCUGGUGAAGGCAAAUUGCAUCUUAGUUUUCUUUUUAAAUUUUAGAAGAGCUUAGACCAUGUGUACUUUUGUGUUUUAAAUUCUAGAUAUUUUUGUAUUUUGAUAUUUGUAUGUGAUUCUUUUUCCUUCACAGUUCAAAAUUUGUUGCUUAUAUUUUCUUUAACAUCUUUGCUAUAAACAUAAGAAAUGUCAAAGUUAGUUCUUUGUAGAUGUAGUGGUUUAACUACUUGUGAAAAUUCAAGACUUCAAAAAGAUAGUAGUUAUAUUUUUGACUCAUUUGAAACUAGUUGCAUAAAGCCAUUAACUGACCUUUAUAUAAGGAGAAAGGAGCAUGUUACUAGUAAUAGUUUACAUGCCAAGAAAAAUAAACCCUUCAGUCUAUUAGUGCCUUCUUAAAACUUAUGACUAGAUGCCUGGACCUUUAAUCUCUGGGCAGUUAAUUAUCCUGUUUUAAUAUAUUCUUCGUUUCAGAAUCUUACUUAUUUUCAAAGCAAGAAAAAAAUUACAUGCACCCUGUAACUCAGGCCUAAAAUUACUAUUCUCUUGAAGUUUCACAGUUGUAGUAAUAAGAACGAGGAUGAAGGGAGAUUUUUGAGUAUUUUCCAUGAUGCAUAAAUUCAAGAAGAAGCAAAAAGUGGGAUCCAAAAGGUGUAACUAUUUCUUGAAUGUUGUCUGUGCUGAUGUUGUAUACUCUUAGGCAUGAAUUCUAGCUGCCAAGGCUAGUAUUUAAGCAUAAAAGCCUGAAAAGUAAAACUAAAUUACAUGUCAAGUUUAUGUAUUGUACACAAAAGAAGUUAUUUUAUACAUAAAUUUAUCAAGACAA